Messenger RNA from Fonsecaea nubica, 2259 nucleotides. RefSeq lists its product as hypothetical. The transcript has a single exon. NCBI's taxonomy places the organism in Eukaryota, Fungi, Ascomycota, Eurotiomycetes, Chaetothyriales, Herpotrichiellaceae. Gene Ontology annotation, biological process: protein polyubiquitination; ubiquitin-dependent protein catabolic process; positive regulation of proteasomal ubiquitin-dependent protein catabolic process. Gene Ontology annotation, cellular component: ubiquitin ligase complex; cytoplasm. Gene Ontology annotation, molecular function: ubiquitin protein ligase activity; zinc ion binding; ubiquitin conjugating enzyme binding. The coding region runs from base 1 to 2259 and encodes 752 amino acids. The record is from RefSeq and is a predicted model, not a curated record.
AUGGAUGAUGACCCAUAUGCUACCGAAGAUGAAAGAGCUGGUGAACUCUCGACCAUCGCCGCCAUCUACCCUGAACUCGUGGUCGAUGAUCAAGAUCCAUAUACUGCUACGCUCGAUCUCGCCGUAACACCGAUUCAACCCCUGCGCAUUCUCUUCAAACCCGCUGCGGACAGUGCGCCACCUUUACUACCCACACCACCCACCUCCCCAGAACAAAGUCAGAAUGAGGGCGAGGCGAAACCUGAGUUGCAAUACCCUGUCCUCCCUCUUGACGCCCAUGAACUGUCUCAUCUGCCUCCACUAUCACUCCGAAUCUCGCUGCCCGAGGGCUAUCCAGCCACUAAGCCUCCAGUUGUCUCGGUGUCCGUUACACCCCAGUGGCUACCCCGACCCCUCCUAAAGCGGCUCAGAGAUGAUUGUCAUAGACUAUGGGAAGAGCUGGGAAAAGACCAGGUUGUUUAUGCCUACAUAGACCAUGUCCAACAAGAGGGGGAACGAGCUUUUGGUCUUGCGGGCGAGACCGAUGUUCAAUUAUCUAGCGAUUUGAAGGUGGCGAUGCUGGAUUUCGACCUCAAGACAAAGCGCGAACUUUUUGAGAAAGGGACCUUUGACUGUGGAAUUUGUCUGGAACCUAAAAAGGGGAUACAAUGCCACCGCCUGAUGUCAUGUGGGCACGUCUUUUGCAUCGCAUGCUUGCAGGAAUUUUUCAAGAGUUGCAUAACGGAGGGAGACGUUGACAACGUCAAAUGUCUCGAUCCGAGUUGCGGCAAGGACGAGCCUGUACAGGUGGGCGCCAAUGGUAGGCCCUUGAAGAGACGGAGACAAGAUCGAACUCUCAACCCCAGCGAGCUGUUACAGAUUCCCCUGGAACAAGCACUGGUUCAGCGCUAUGUCCGGCUCAAGCGAAAGAAACGACUCGAAUCAGACAAGAACACCAUUUACUGCCCCCGACAAUGGUGCCAAGGAGCCGCCAAAUCCAAAAAACAUCCCAAACCCAUUGACCCAAUGAAUGAUAUUGAGGAGGGGUCCGACUCGGAGGAGGAAGAAAUGCCAGAGCCAGCGCCUGGGCAACAGAACAAUAACCAACGCGACCCAGAGGAUGUUCCCGUGUCUGAACGUCUGGCUGUGUGCGAAGACUGUGACUUUGCAUUCUGCAGUGUCUGUCAGAAAGGGUGGCACGGGGAACUCGUAAGAUGCAGCCCUCGCCGGCAAAAGGAGAUCAACGAGGAAGAAGCUGCGUCAGAGGCAUAUCUGAAGAAAUACUCCACACCUUGUCCAACCUGCAGCGCGCCCGCACAGAAGACCAUGGGGUGCAACCACAUGACAUGCUUCAGAUGCAAAUGCCAUUUCUGCUACCUAUGUCAAGCAUGGCUUCUGCCUGACAAUCCUUACAGCCACUACAACGACCCUAAGAGCAAAUGCUACAUGCGUUUGUGGGUUAUGGAAGAAGGAGACGGCGAAGACGUCGAAGCAGGACGACUCCAGAAUCCUGAUCUUGCGGAAUGGCACGAGAUAGAUGUUCCAGAAGAGGAGUUGGACGACGAAGAAUUGCCCCCAGAGAACUUCGCCGCCUUUCGAGGAGACCAUGGCCGGCCCUUUGCCGACGAAGAAGAUACAGAUGACGAAGAGCCAGCACCUGACCAACGACGCAACCGGCAGUUGCACAUCGAAAUCGUGAACUUUGCACGGCCUGGAGCACCAAACGCUCAGCGAAUAGACCUUCCUGAACGACCACGAGCUCAAGCGCUUGUACCGCCACCGGCACCAAAUCCGCCCAGAGCCAGACCUCGACGAAGAGGCGGUGGUCAGCAAGCCAACCGUCAACGUGCGAUGGUCAACGAACCUGGACGCGCAGACCGGGCACGAGCGCAACCUCGAGGUCGAUUGCGUCUUCCUGUGGCGCCAAUAGCUCAAGAUGUACGAGCAGCCGGAGAUGACCAGAAUGAUGCGAACCAGCAAAUUGACAGAGAUGAACAUGCCCUACCAGAUGUCAAUGGUGACGGAAACAAUGAUCCUGCAGCACGACCAGCACAGCUUCCGCUGGCAGCUCCUGGCCAAGGAAAUCACCCAGGCGCCGCCCAUGGUGCACAUGCAGGCCCCGUUCGUGUGAUGGGUCUAGAAAGAUUUCUGCAACUUGCUCAACAAGAUCUGGAGGAUGAGUGGGAUUCAGACGAGAUGGAGGAUGACGAUUUCCAAGCCAUAGAGCAUGAGCAUGAGCCAAGACGAAGAGGACAGGAGAGGGUGGUGGGCUGGCGGUGA